CUGUGAAUCAUGGUUUAUCUUUUAUCAGAUACCCAUGCCAUCUACUGAUAAGAUUUGUAGAGAUGUUUAAUAAAAUGUAACAGUUGGAUGAUCUCAUUGUAUGUUCAACUAGUCACUCAGUUUGUUGGUUUCAUUUGAAAGUGGAGUUUGUGUAGGUAUGUUUGUGUGGUAUUUACCUACUUGUUUACCGCCAUGUAACAUGUACAUAAGUAAUACGUUUGUAUGGAACGGCAAAAAGAAACUAAAUUGUGAAAUAACAUGCCUACAUGAAAAACUUUGUAAAGAUCCCAGGUUCACGACGGCAUGUUAUAAUUUUUCACAUCAGGAUUGUUCACGAUCCCGGAGUACCCGGAACUGGAGGCGAGUCGCGGCAUGUGGUCUGCGGCCCUCGAAGCUAUCCUCACGACCCUGCGGUACCUCGCGCCGGCGACGCUACUCACACUCUUCUGGGGCCAGGAGAGUUUUCUGUUCAGACUGCUGAAGAGCAUCGAUAACGCUUUCAGAGCAAUCGUAUUCUCCAGCGAAGAGCAGAAGGAAGACGUACUACAAUGGCUGGCCGAAGCGGGACCCGUGCGGGUGGAACACCUAGACACAGUGUGGCGGCACGGCUGGAUCCUGUGCGGCGUGCUGGACGCAGCGCUCCCGGGCGCGUGCGCCGGACACCCGCCCACCAGGCUCUCCCUCAAGCACGCGCAGACUAUCGCUGACCACUACCUUGGCGUUGAGCCGGUCUUCUCCCGCCAGGAGCUGGAAUCGAAUGACUCGCUUAGCAAGCAUCAAGAAUGGAAACUCGCCACAUACUUAGAUCGUGUACGCCAAGCCCUCGCCAAGGUUUCGCCUCCCGUGUCCAAGCCGCCAUCGCAACGAACUUCUCCUGAAACCUCGCAAUUCACCCUCGAUUACGUCGCUCGAGGCUCUGGUCUCGUAGCAACUCAAGUUCGAAACAAAGUUAACUUUAAGAUUUAUCCAACUGCUCAACAAUGCCUCGAUCCAGGAGAAAUCAAAAUACUUAUUAAAGGUCCACGAGACACGUAUGGCAUGACAGUCAUUCCUCCUAUCUUCGGAAAAGCACAGUUGAUACGGCAAAAAUUACUGGGUCUUCAAGCAAAGCCUGCCUUCACGGAAAAUGCUCUACCAAUUACACACGGAGCUACCUACAUGCGAUCUUAUGGAAAAAAUGAUAUGAAUAAAACUUAUUUUAUUCCCAAAGAUCGUUAUGAUAUUGAAAUUAAUGUGGACUCAAAGCCAGAACAUUCUAAGAUUGGUUACAUUGUAAGAUACGAGGGUCGUCAUGAAAUCUCUAUCACAAGUAGAGGACAACAUAUUGUAGGAUCACCGUUUACAGUCACAGCUUCUCACAAUAUUAUCGAUAUUCUACAAAAAGAGAGUUUCUGCUUAGAAGAUGGAGAAGAAAUAGACAUUGUUGAUGUUAAAACUGAUAGAAAAGUUGUUUUACGUAUUGUCGACUUUGUCACUGAGAAAAUGCUACUAAAAGAAAAUGGAACACUGGAAAAAAUAAGUGAUGAUGAAGCCAAAAUUUUGAUGGCAACUGACGAAAAUCAAAACAGUGAUGAAAGCAUGGGCUCUCAGUCUGAUAGGAGCCUAUUGGAAAGUCAUGAAGAACCAUUAAGGCCCCACAGAUUUAACACUACCGCCCAAAAAAUAUUAAAAAUGAACAGAAUUUGUAAGAUAUUCAAUAGUAUUAUGGCAGAAAAACAAGAAAUAAUAAAAAGCAGCAGCGAAUCAUUUAUCAAAAAGGGUCAUCCACAAGAUGUUCCAGAUAUUGUUAAUUCAACAUUAAAUGAGAUCAAUACAAAAAAUUAUGUUGCGGACAAACGUGACACAUUUAUCAUACCAGAAAAUAUAUCUGUGUCACUGCGAACUGAAAAACCUAAACCUUUAUAUGAACAAGUAAUUUUUAAAGAGGAUAGACAAUGUUAUGAACCUAACGAGAUGCCUAUACUUGUAAAUGAUCGUGAAGGCCAGGAAUUCAUAAUUAGUGGAAAGACGCACGAUGAUAAUGUAUCUGUUGUUUCAUCAUCAAGCAAUCCUUUCCUCGAUAAGACAUACGAACAAGGUUAUGAAACAGAAAAGGCCUUAGGCGCCUUUAUAAAUACAGAAUAUGAAACAAACAGAUCUCAAAGUGAAGUAACUGCUGCAGCACCAAUAAACAUAUUUGUAGAAGAAACCGAUUCUGACACGCCAUCGCCACUAAACACGAAUCCGUUUAUAGAGCCCGAUAUUAUAGAAAGACCUAAAACUCCAGUUUUAAAAAUUUUAACCGGUGACAUUGCAAGUCAUAAGGACUCCAUUUAUGUGAACGGCGGACCAAUGACUAGCGAAUUACUACAAGGCAAUGAGUUUAUUAACCCUUUCUUUAUUCACCAUCAUUCUAUCGAUGAGGAAGAUGAUAUACCUAGUAACGUAACCGACUUCAUUAUUGGUGCCCCUGUAUCUUUACCUCCCACUUUAAGAGUACCGACUCCAGAACCGAUAUUAGCUCAAAUCGCUUCUGAAAGACAAGAAGUUCAAGAAUGUGUGAAUGAAGUUUUUUCGACCUCUACCCACACUAAUAAAUCUGGUCAGCGUUCCCCAGAAUCGUUAACUUUUCAUAGUCUCGACUCCGAUGCUACAGAAAAUGUAGAAAUUAUUAACAUAACCACCGGAGAAUAUACACCAGAACCAAACACUGAAUCGUCCAAUAUUGCCAAAAGCUUAACUCCUAAAAGAGAUAUGUGGGAUUCAGCAUAUGUAAGUAUAGACGACAGUAACAGUUCCCCUGACACAAACAACAACGAAAGCAGUCUAUUGUGUGAUAUAUCGAAAUACAGAAAAGAUCGUACUGAACACAGUGGUCUUAAAUCUGAAGAAAUUAUCAAAAUGGGUCCCGCUGAAAGAGAAUUGUGGCUUACUUGUAGUGACUUAAAUGUUGAUGAUAGUUCUAGGAUUGAAGAACAUAGACCAGCUAAAUCAGAAACGAAACGAAUGACGUUCACACCAAUCAUCGAAGAAAAUGACCGAAGCAUCUCGUCAGCUAUGAAAGAAAUAUCAAGAAAUGAUUCAAUAACUAAACAGGGUGGUCUAGAAACAGUUACAGUGGCGUUUGCUGAACUAAACGACAUGUAUCAUAAAUACUUCCCAAGUUCAGAUUCUAUAACAACAGUUCAUAACGAAAAUGUGAAAGAUAUCAAUGAGAUACAUUACACGGUCGAAAAAAAUGAUAUUUAUGUCGAUUCCGCGUCUGAAAGACUCUCAGAUGUGAAAAGACGUGCAACUCAAAUAGAAGGCGAGAUUUCUGAGGUUCAGUCAAAUGUCACUGAAUCUGUUUCAGCAAGUCAGACCCUUCAAAAUAAGAUUAUUGAAUCUGAAGAAGAAAAGGGUGAAAUUAAAUUUGGUAGCGAGAAUAAAAAUAACAUUGUUCUCGAACGAAAAAAAUAUUGGGACAAUAGAAUACGAGAAAUUGAGGCUAAAUCAGAUGAAAUAAAGGCAAAUCAGAAAAAGAGACGGCUUUCUACUAAACAUCUCAGACAAAACGACUCUUUAACCAAAAAAAGAGGAAGAGACAUAGCUAAACAAAUACUAAGUGAUGGUAACGCCAUGACCCAAAACGUGACUGAAAUUAUAAGACAAAAGUAUCCAACUCCACAAGCUUCAAUAGAAGAAGAAACUCAAACCGAUGUAAAGCUUGUAGAGAAGUGGAAGAAAUAUUGGGACGAUAAACUAGAGGUCGAAAGAGAAGAAACAGACUCGAUUCGUUCACGAAGCAGGUCGCCAAAAAGUAUUGAUUCCCCUAUACAACUGCAACCAUGUUCUAGCAAGAACAACGAUUCAGAACAUAGUGCAAUUAAAACCCAGUCUUCACCUACUAGACAAGAUCUUCCUGAAGAAGUGUUUAAAGCUUUUGAAACAAGUCCAAAAAGGUUUUUUGGUACGUCAAGGAAACAGAUUCUGAACAAAAUUGACUCUUUUUUUGGAAAACCAGGCGUCGCAGAUCAAUCAUCGGAAGAUGCCUGCGGUGCGAAAUAUGAGAGUGGGUUAGUUUCUAGUCGAAUAUCUUUAUUCCACAAUAUAUCCCAGAAGGAGCCAGUUGAAUCCUGGAAAUACAGAAAGAGUAGAUCAAUGCAUAACAUUUAUCAUCGCAAAGAUAGUGAGAAAAGUAUAGCGUCUGCAGAUGAGGUGUUAUCAGUUGAUGUAGAAAAUAAGCGUUAUGAAUGCGAAUAUCUAAAACGAAAUAACAAUGGCAUAAACGCAAGUUGUGAAACACUAAGCAAUAUUAAUAAACCAGAGGAGACAUCCUCAUUAAAAGACAAGAGAGCAAGAAUGACACACAAAAUCUAUCACAAAACAUUUGAUGAAACAUUUAAUCAAAAGCAUGGCACAGAAAGUGUUCACGGAAAAUAUAUCAAAAAUACCAUUAUGUCCACGGACAGUAAAAUUCCAAGAAUUAAUAAUACUUCUUCAAACCUAAACAAAACUAAAAUCAGCAAGUCCGAAAUGGAUAUAUUUAGCAAAACGGCUGUGAAAGUACCACAGGAUGAUUUGGACAAACAUAAAUCUUGUGAAGAAUUGCCGAAAAUAAAUAUAAAAAAUGUUAUAUCGAUUUUUGAAUCGGCCUCCAAAGCAGUUAAAGAACCAAAACUUUUACGAAGACCUUCGACGAAGAACACCGAAGCGAAACCAUUGCAAGUAGUCAGACAACUUUCAGGUGCCACAAAACCUGUCUGCACAUCAUCGAAUUCAACGUCUACUUCAUGUUCCCCGUUGAACUCAUCUUCGUCCGGAAUUUCUUCUUCACCGUCAAACUUAUAUUCUACACCUAACUCCACUUUAUCUCAAAGCGAAUUUAAACCAAUAGAACCUCGACUCAGCCAUAAACGAUCAACUUGGGUUAAAAACCAUGAAAAAGAAAGUGCAAAUAAAAGCCUAGAAAGUGCAACAAGUAUGGAAUCCAUAGAUAUAGAGAUUAUAUCCAUGUCUGAUAAAUGCAGCCAAAGCAAUUCUGAUAUGGAAGUAGAAAUAGUUGAAAGCAAUCCAGAAAUUACUCCAGAACCAACACCUGAUAGAGAGAUAGUACCUGAACUGAAAGAUUACAAAUCUCGUUUCAAAAUGGCCAAGAAUUAUUUCAAAUCUUUGGAAGAGCUUAGAGAGCCUAAAAACCUUCAAAGCUAAAUGAAUGCGAGUUGAUGUUAUACAGCACUUCAGACGAGUCUCCAGACCAUGAGAGGCCGCAAAAAAGAGUCAAGAAAAACAUAAAAUCCCAUUCAAUGCCUUCUUCAGAAAUAUCUAAGGCUUGGGAAGAGAUGCAUGUCCAAGACAAUGCAUCGGGUAACAGCAAACUGGUUAAGAUAUCGGAGAAAUUCAAUGUAGAAGACUUAUUUAAUGACGUGAUGGAAGGUAAGCUAAGUCGUCAAGGUAGCUUAAGGGGAAUCCCACACAAAAAGGCAG
This is a messenger RNA of Leguminivora glycinivorella, 5445 nucleotides long. RefSeq lists its product as uncharacterized. The transcript has 6 exons. NCBI's taxonomy places the organism in Eukaryota, Metazoa, Arthropoda, Insecta, Lepidoptera, Tortricidae. The record is from RefSeq and is a predicted model, not a curated record. The coding region runs from base 373 to 5169 and encodes 1598 amino acids.